GUUCAGUUAUAUAUUCUAAACAACGUGAGAUUAGUUUUGUUCUGUUCAAAAUCUUUUUGUAUAAAUUGUCCUUGUAUUUUAUCAUUAUAUUUCUUCAUGGAAUUAUAAUAUAAAAGAUAAUUCGUCGUAACGGCAUGCUAAAUCUUUUAAAGCAUGGCGAUCAGAACAUUUAUGCGCUUGGGUGAUACCACGAGCAGAUGUGUUUUGAUGUUACCAUCUUAUACAGUUAAAUUACAUAUACCAAAUACUUAUAAAAAUGUAAGAGGUUUUAGACGAUUAAAGAAUUCUUUUGAACGACCUGAAAGUCCUUUUACGAGACUUAAUACUGAAAAUAGACCUGUUCAAUUUUCCAAGUUGUUAAAACCAUUUGUUUUUACUAUUACGUUUACAGGUGCUACAAUAGUUACAACAGCAAUUUGGGAAUAUGAAAGUAUUAGAAAGCAAACAUAUAAAAUAAUUAAUCAUUUUAGACAAUUUUACAGUGUUAAAACAGGAUGGCGGAAGGAUAUGGAAGCAUGGUGGAGAAAUUUAACAGAUGGACAAAGAAUGUUCGCACCUAUAUGUUUUUUAAAUGUUCUUGUAUUUCUUGCAUGGAGAGUACCCGCAUUGCAUAGCACAAUGCUAAAAUAUUUUUGUGCCAAUCCUGCUUCUAGUGCAUCAUGUUGGUCCAUGAUAUUAUCAAUAUUUUCACAUUAUUCUUUAUUACAUUUAGCUGCAAACAUGUAUGUAUUGCAUAGUUUUAGUACAGGAAUUGUAGCAUCUUUAGGCAAAGAACAAUUUUUGGCACUUUAUUUAAGCAGUGGUGUCAUUUCUAGUUUUGCUAGUCAUUUCUAUAAAGUUGUAUUUGGUUUACCUGGUCUAUCUGUAGGAGCUUCAGGUGCAAUCAUGGGUGUUCUUGGAUUUGUCUGUACAGAGUAUCCAGAUACUCGUUUAGCUAUACUUUUUCUUCCUAUGUUCACAUUUACUGCGAGUAUGGCAAUUAAAGUAACAAUGACUCUAGACUUUACAGGCUGCGUAUUAGGAUGGAAAUAUUUUGAUCAUGCUGCACAUUUAGGUGGUGCAUUGUUCGGAAUAUUUUGGCAAGCUUGGGGCAAUGCCAAUAUUUGGCGAAAACGGGAGCCAGUAUUAAUGUUUUGGCAUGAAUUACGAAAUCCACGUAAAUCACAAUGAAUAUCGACUUUUAUAAGAUGAUGCUUUUGUUAUCAAACAAAAAACGUAAGAUAUUAGAUUCAAAUCAGAUUAUAAAUUUGAUAUACUUCAGAAGGUACGGUCAUGAAAAAAAAAAAUUACAGAAUGUUAACACGUUUAAUAUAUUUUUAUUGUUAACAAUUUUUAUGUAUAUUAUAAGAAAACUAUAAAGAGAUGGAGAGAAAAAGGCAAAGAAUAAUGAGUAUAAUUUAUCUGUAACUUUGUUCAAUUGAAAAAAGUCAUAUAUUGA
Messenger RNA from Vespa crabro (European hornet), 1438 nucleotides. It is a transcript of the gene rho-7, whose product is annotated as presenilins-associated rhomboid-like protein, mitochondrial. Bases 154 to 1170 code for a protein of 338 amino acids. The transcript is spliced from 8 exons. Gene Ontology annotation, cellular component: membrane. Gene Ontology annotation, molecular function: serine-type endopeptidase activity. The record is from RefSeq and is a predicted model, not a curated record. Lineage: Eukaryota; Metazoa; Arthropoda; Insecta; Hymenoptera; Vespidae.